AGCAAGGCCCGAGGCUUUUGCCGGGCGGCAGCCCCUUAGCGGGCGGGGGGGCCCGAUGCACUCCUGCCGCCCGCUUUUGGCCCCCUUGGGCUGAGGCGGCAAGAGGCCAGAAACCGUCCGAUGGAUUUCCUGCUGAACCAGUGCAAGGCCUCGAGACGGAGGAGAAGCCGCGGCGUGCACGGCCACGGAGUGCCAGGAGUCCCGGUCGAGAUCUGCACCGUCCAGGAUCAUGUCGCCCAGCUGCAGGCCCUACCGCUGCCCGUCGAGCUCUGGGUGCGCAUCGUGCUUUGCCUGCAGCCCAGAGACUACGCCCGCCUCUGCAGGUGCUCGGCGCGGCUGGUGCCCCCCAUCGAGAGGCUACGAUUAUGGCGCAUCAUGUGCCACGUGGAGGGGUACGGACACCAUGAUCGCUGUGCGUGAGGACGAGGCGAUGGCCACGCUGCGCGAUCUAGGCAACGAGGCUGACGCUGCUGGUGGAACGCUGUGGGAAGGCGCCAGCGUGAAUUGGCGGCGCUGCUUCCAGGUCAACGCGACGGCCGACGCAGGCGGCCAAGGCCGUGGGGCGUGUUUGUUCGCGCGGGUGCGCGUGCGGGGCGAGGAGC
This is a messenger RNA of Prorocentrum cordatum, 602 nucleotides long. The record is from the annotation of a GenBank genome assembly. NCBI's taxonomy places the organism in Eukaryota, Dinophyceae, Prorocentrales, Prorocentraceae.